Molecule: messenger RNA, 2634 nt
Organism: Larimichthys crocea (large yellow croaker)
Lineage: Eukaryota; Metazoa; Chordata; Actinopteri; Sciaenidae
Exons: 4
Coding region: 285-1784 (499 amino acids)
Source: RefSeq, a predicted model, not a curated record
UCCGUCGGGCUGAGGUGGUGGACAGCGCAGCCAUUUCUCUGCCCCUCAUGAAAAAACAUGCGGAGGGAGGGAGGAGGAGGAGAGGGGGGGGCAGAGCAUGCGUGUCCAUCACGCGCACAACUAACCUGACGUGCGGGAGUCAUACCGAGGCUGAACCCCGCACCGCCGAUUGAGAUCCGCGAUCUCCAAACUUUCUCCCAAAAUCCAACGCCUGCGCAGACAAAACAGGCUUCUCCAUUGUGUGUGUGUGUGUGUGUGUGUGUGUGUGUGUGUGUGUUACUGCCAUGGAGGGAAAUCUGCAAGGAGGCAGCAGCAGCAGCAGCAGGGACGUCUCAACAAUGCAUGUGAAGACUGAAGCAGUCGAUGAGAACACAUCUGCGCUGGUUUUGGGCAGUCAGGAGUCGCCUGCGCCCUGCGGAGAUACCGCAUGCAGAGGAGGAGGAGGAGGAGGAGGAGGAGGAGGAGUGGAUCAGACUGCAGAGGAGCUGGCUGACACAGAGCUGCAAGCAGCCACGACAGCCACUCCUGUGCUGCUGUAUCCUGUGAGCACGGACCGCUUCUUCACCACGUCAGGAGAUGGAAAAACUUACCUGAAGAUAGCUCCAGCUUCAGCGAUGCCACCUGCUCUUUCAGAGAAGACGCUUCCCUCCGGCUCCGAUUUCUCCUCCAAAGCUGUUUUGUGCCUGAUUGAGGCCGUCGGCCGCCGCUGGGGCCUGUACGAGACUCGGGAACGCUCGCAGCUCUUCCAGAGCGUCCAGGAGGAGAUGGCCUCCAAGGGUCACGUGAUUCCUGUCGAAAAGAUCCGCCGCAAGUGGAACAACCUCAUCGUCACAUACAAGAGGGUCAAAGAUCGCAGCCGGGAGACGGGACACGCUAAAACGUCCUGGGAGUUCUUUGAUUUGAUGGAUGCCACACUCUGUGACACUGUCGGCACGCAAAUCAUCAACAACAAAAGAAACCGAGCUGGAAAUGCUCUUUCUGCGCUGCCCGGGCCUUUGGCAAAGAUCGCAGCAAAACCACAGCUUCCACAGCCCCCCAGCAUCAUCCGCCCUAACGGGGACUUUGCUUCGACUGGUGUUCUGGAAUCAGCGGGUCAGGGAGCCAUCAGCAGUCAAAUCAUCAAUAGCACUGCUGCCAUUACUUCAAUGACUACAGCCACCAUUAGCCCCACAAAUGCUCCAGACCUCAAGCCCCUGAUCGUCCUCAACAGUGACAUUGUUACAACCACUGUUCAUCCAGCCACCAUCGUGCCAUCUCCAUCUUUUAUCUCCUCCCCUUGUUUUACAGAGACAGCUUCUACUUCUCCUUCCCUUGGCUUGACUAGUAACACAGACCUCAACACGUCGCGCUACGUCGGCCGUAAAGCUCCGUCAUUCUCAUCGGGUGUCAUACCGUUUCGCCUUAGCAACGCGCCGAUUGGCAGCAAUCAGAAUCUCCUCGGCCUCUCCUCCUCUUUUCCCCCCGCUUCCUCGUGCCUCACUUCGUCUGUUUCCACCUCGUUGUCUGCGACAACUACAUCGUCGGGAGCUGAAAGACAGAACCAGAAAGGAAACGAGGAGCAACCCAGCACCACUUUGUGCCAGGAGAUUCUGAAGCGACAGGAGGAGCAGGCUUACCUGGACCGGGUGGCCCGUCGCCGGGUGGAAGCCAGAGAGAAGAGGCGCGAGAGGAGGGAGGUACGGAUGGCGGAGUCCCUCGGGAGGAUAGCCACGGCCCUGGAGCUGCUCUCUUCCAAACAGGACACGGUCAUUGCCCUCCUGCAGAGACUGGCUGACCGGAAGUGAUGAGGGGCGUCACGAUUCUUCAAAUCCAUGACUUGAUUUGACUUUUUAAGCUCACAGUUCGAUUCGAUUCGAAACAUUUUUACCCAGCACUGAUGGCUAUGCCAUUUUCAGACUAGUCUUGAUUUGUAAAGAUCAACAGUCCAUUGGUUUUAUGUCAUGUACACUUUAAAACUCUUCAUUAAAAAGAUAAGCUACAUGGUAUCAAGUGUGAUAUAAUCGCCAAAUCUUUUUUUUGGUGGAAUGGACCGGUCCAUAAGAUCAAAUUAAAAUAAGUUGAGUUACGCAGGGUCAAGCAGGUCACUGUAGGGAUAGUGUUAAAUCUUUAGAUUGUGACUUCUCCUUGAGAUACAGAGCAGCUGUAUGUUUGUGUUUAGGUCAGAGGAAAGCGCUGUCUCACUCCCUUGACACAACAGGUAGGUACAUAAAGUAGAAGCCUUGACGGAGUCGGAUAACAAUGUCGGACCACUAACAUAUUUCCUUAGACAUAAGAGUAGUUGUGGCACUAUUCUGGGGUCAUACAGACGAGCCAGAGAGGACAGCUCGGCAUCAUGUCAUGACAAGUGUAUUGAUAAAUGCUUCAUUCUCCUUGGCCAAGCUUCAAUAAACCUUUCAACAUAAGAAGACUUGGACUCCUGUGCACUUUCUCUCCACCGACUGAACAUUGAUGAAUAAAAUUCUACACAACAGAUGCUCACCUGCAAAAAUCCAACAGGAGGAUCAAUAAUGUUCUGAGAGAAUUGAGGGUUACAGCCUGGAGAGCAGAGAGGCUCUGUAACCCCUGCCAUCUUUUACUUCUAGACUUAAUGUACCAAACACUUUGUACUUAUUUUGUACUAAAAGACUAGAGCAC